Molecule: messenger RNA, 1575 nt
Organism: Wallemia mellicola CBS 633.66
Lineage: Eukaryota; Fungi; Basidiomycota; Wallemiomycetes; Wallemiales; Wallemiaceae
Product: P-loop containing nucleoside triphosphate hydrolase protein
Exons: 3
Molecular function (GO): ATP binding; ATP hydrolysis activity
Source: RefSeq, a predicted model, not a curated record
CAAGUUGUGGCAACUUCUCAAACAUCCCGAUUCCACUCAGAAACUUUAGAGACGCUCUCAAAUGAUGUUGAUGUUAAAGGUGUUAACAUAACAGUUGGCGAUCACGAUCUUCUCAUUGAUGCGGAGCUCAAAUUAUUUGACGGUGUCAAAUACGGCCUUUGCGGUCAAAAUGGCGUUGGUAAAUCAACUCUUCUUAAAUGUCUGGGUGAUAAAUCUCUCAUUGGAUUUCCACGAAAUAUCAACGCGCUUUACGUUGAACAACUCGAAGGAUCUGACACAAGCGUAUCUGCGCUCGAAACCGUUGUCAACGCAGACAGAAAGAGUCAUAUGCUCAGACUAAGGUUUAAAGAGCUACACGAUAACUCAUUAUCAAUGAUUAGAGAGGAUCUGGAGAUCCGUGAUGCCGAUAGUUUGGAAGCCAGAGCCCGUAGUAUUUUGAACGGGUUAGGAUUCACAAAGGAUAUGCAAGAUGGCUCUAUUGACCAGCUGUCCGGUGGAUGGAGAAUCAGGGUUGCAUUGGCUUCUGCUUUGCUUAUCAAACCUGACAUUUUGCUCCUCGAUGAACCUACAAACCACCUCGACCUUCCGGCUAUCCUGUGGCUGCAAUCAUAUCUCAAGUCUAUUGACUCCACUAUCGUCGUUAUAUCUCAUGAUAGAGCAUUUCUCAAUGCUGUCACUGAAGAAACUAUUGUGUACAAAAAUCACUGUUUGUCUUAUUACAAAGGAAACUAUGAUACGUAUAGACAAUUUUUAGAUGAAAAGCAAGAGCACUUAAAACACAAGGUGGAGAUUCUGGAGAAACAGAAAAGCGCAUCCGAGAAAUCUGUCAACAAUGAAAUGACCCGUGCUCGUAAAUCUGGUGACGACAAGAAAAUGGCUGCCGUUGCAUCGAAGCAACGUAAAGACAGACCUGGCUGGAAUGAUAGCACUCGCCCGGAUAUUGUGCUUGAAACGCUAGAAAUACCACCUAAGUGGUCAUUUGAUGACCCUGUGCCUCUACGUUCCUCCGGGGAUAUUGUCAGUCUGGAAAAAGUAUCAUUCAGAUACUCUAAAUUGACGCCAGAUGUCUUGUCUGAUGUUACGUUACAAAUUACCCAAAAUAGUCGUUUGGGUGUUAUAGGAGCAAAUGGACAGGGUAAAAGUACAUUGCUUAAACUCAUAAUUGAUGAGCUAUCUUCCACUGUCGGUAGCAUUGUCAAACAUAGGCAAGCAGUAAUCAAACAAUUUUCACAACAUAACGUUGACGAGUUGUUGGUCUGUGGCUCAGAUAAAAAUCCUAUCAGUCUUCUAAUGCAGGAAUCUGCUGCCUUAACUGAGCAGGAUGUGCGGGCUGAGCUUGGAAAGUUUGGUGUGAAAGGGUCGAAAGCUAUGACCCCACUUGUCUGUUUGAGUGGUGGGGAGUUGUCUAGAGUUGCGUUUGCGAAGAUGCUUAUUGGUGUCACACCACACUUACUUGUUCUAGAUGAACCAACAAAUCAUCUUGACUUUCUGACAAUCGAAGCACUAAUUCAGUGUAUUAAGAAGUUCAAUGGAGCAGUCGUAAUCGCUUCACACGACCAAGCUUUUAUCAAUGAG